AUGGCAAAAUCUGGAGAAGAGAAGAAGAAGAUGAGGGUAGUUGUGAUUGGUGGUGGAGUUGGUGGCUCCAUUGUGGCUUAUUCUCUCCAAUCUGUGGCAGAUGUUGUCCUCAUCGAUCAGAAGGAGUACUAUGACAUCCCAUGGGCAAGCUUGAGGUCAAUGGUGGAGCCAUCAUUUGCUGAAAGAUCAGUGAUUAAUCACAUUGAUUAUCUUCCUAAAGUUCAGAUUAUUGCAUCUUCAGCGACUAACAUUACAGACAGAGAAGUCACGACUGAAGAUGGCCAAAAGGUUGCAUAUGAUUAUGUUGUGAUUGCAACAGGUCACUUGGAAUCUGCUCCCAAAACUAAAGCAGAGAGGCUCAAUGAGUACAAGGCAGAUUUUGAAAAGAUAAAAUCUGUUAAUACAGUUUUGAUUGUUGGAGGGGGUCCAACUGGUGUGGAACUUGCUGGUGAAAUUUCUUUUGUUUUUCCAGAUAAGAAGUUGAUACUGGUGCACCGGGGGCCAAGAUUGCUGGAAUAUAUUGGCUCCAAGGCUUCCCAACUGGCAAUGAAUUGGUUGACUGCAAAGAAAGUUGAUGUGAUCUUGGAUCAAUCCAUCAAUCUGAACCAUUUGAAUGGUGGCAUUGUUCAAACCUCUUCUGGAGAAACUAUAAAAGCUGAUUGCCAUUUUGUGUGUACGGGGAAGCCGAUAGGUUCAUCUUGGCUUAAUGAAAGCAUUUUGCAGAAUAGCCUGAAUAUACAUGGAAAGCUGGUGGUUGAUCAAAACUUGAGGAUCAGAGGUCAUAAAAAUAUCUUUGCAGUAGGAGAUAUCACCGAUAUUAAAGAGAUCAAACAAGGGUAUGUGGCACAGAAACAUGCUCAUGUGACUGCCAAGAACUUGAAGUUACUGAUGAAUGGAGAAAGUGAGAGCAAGAUGGCUACUUAUAAACCUGGUUGGGAAAUGGUAAUUGUCUCACUUGGGAGGAAAGAAGGGGUGGCACAGUUUCCACUAAUUACAAUUGGUGGAUGCAUUCCUGGUAAAAUCAAAUCUGAGGACUUGUUUGUGGGGAGGACAAGGAAACAACUUGGACUAAAUCCUUAUUUGGACGAAAAAUGA
Quercus lobata is the source of this 1095-nucleotide messenger RNA. RefSeq names its product apoptosis-inducing factor homolog B-like. The transcript has 4 exons. The coding region runs from base 1 to 1095 and encodes 364 amino acids. Gene Ontology annotation, cellular component: cytoplasm. NCBI's taxonomy places the organism in Eukaryota, Viridiplantae, Streptophyta, Magnoliopsida, Fagales, Fagaceae. The record is from RefSeq and is a predicted model, not a curated record. Gene Ontology annotation, molecular function: flavin adenine dinucleotide binding; electron-transferring-flavoprotein dehydrogenase activity.